Messenger RNA from Procambarus clarkii (red swamp crayfish), 3731 nucleotides. NCBI's taxonomy places the organism in Eukaryota, Metazoa, Arthropoda, Malacostraca, Decapoda, Cambaridae. The record is from RefSeq and is a predicted model, not a curated record.
CAGGAGCAGGACAUCGGUGCUGCGCUCUGUGAUCCGCCGCACAUUAAUAAUAAAAAAAGAGAAAGAACCCUUUCCAUAUGCUCUUGGAAGAGUGGCCAGCCCGCGCACCGUCCCAUGAGCGGGGAUAGUAAGAUGAUUACCACUUUCCUCUUGACCUAAGAGACACCACAAGAUAAGAAUUAUUGGUUCUUAAUUUGGUUUUCUGACUGGAUGCGUUUUUGAAGAUAAUUGAGGGAGUUUUGUGUGUGUUGUGAGGCGGGAGGACACGAGCCAGGAAUGGUUUGGGCACUGACGUUGAGGCUGGGUGCUGUUAUGGCUGUUAUAACGCUGUUCUUCGCUCGUGAAGAACACCGCCCCGAGAACAAGUGAGGAACACACCCUCUUUACUCAUCAGUAACUCACCGUAAAGACAAAAUACAAAACAGAAACAAUUUUUCGAGAGAAAAAAUAGCAUCAGAAUUAUUUCCAAUCAAUUUCGCACAGUGAUUGCAAAAUUUGAUCGCGGAUAAGACCGUAAAAAAUUGUGUGAGAGUUGUGUGGUCAUUGAUGGUGUCUUGAGUAGACGUGACCACCUUCAGCCUCGCCCCCAGGACGAGGCAGGCCAGCCUCUGCCUGCCACAACCUGUAUUUACCCCGGGCGAAGCACCUGUAGCAGGCCAUGGAGUGCGUUUGGGUGUGAGGAGUCGUCAGGUGCGUGGCCUCUCCCUCUGCUGGACACCUCCACAACACCUCAACGGUCCUUCUUCCCCUCAGCAUGUUGACCUGAAGCUGUCAAGGAGUAUAGCGUCCAGUUGACCUUCCGGGAGGAGUGGGUAGAUGAACGGCUCAUGUUUGACGACCUUGGAGGGCGCAUCAAGUACCUGACACUCACAGAGACCAACAAGGUGUGGAUGCCGGACCUGUUCUUCAAGAAUGAGAAGUUGGGUCACUUCCACGACAUUAUUCUUCCUAAUGUUUAUCUCCGUAUCUUCCCCAACGGCGGCGUCCUCUACAGCAUCAGAAUUUCAUUAACGCUCUCAUGUCCAAUGAACCUACAACUAUACCCCCUAGACACUCAAACAUGUGAACUGCUUUUGGCAAGUUACGGGUGGACGACUGAAGACUUGGUCUUCCUGUGGCGUGAGGGAGACCCCGUCCAGAUCACUCAGAACCUCCACCUGCCUCGCUUCACCCUCGAGAAGUUCCUUACAGAGUAUUGCAACAGCAAGACCAACACAGGAGCCUACUCGUGCCUAAAAGUGGACCUGCUGUUCAAACGGGAGUUCUCCUACUACUUGCUCACCAUCUACAUCCCCUGCUGCAUGCUGGUGAUCGUGUCGUGGGUCUCCUUCUGGCUGGAUCAGAACGCUGUGCCUGCUAGGGUCUCUCUCGGGGUCACCACCCUCCUUACCAUGGCCACUCAGACCUCCGGCAUCAACCAAUCGCUACCUCCUGUCUCAUAUACCAAGGCCAUCGACGUGUGGACAGGGGUGUGCCUGACCUUUGUCUUCGGGGCGCUGCUGGAGUUUGCGCUCGUCAACUACGCCUCCAGGUCAGACAUCCAUCGGGAGCAGAUGAAGAAACAGCGAAGACAGUGGGAACUGGAGCAUCAGGCAGCCCUCGAAGCUGAGCACCUCGACUCAGACGGCCCCACCACGUUUGCAAUGAAGCCUCUGAUGCGACAACAUGGGGACGGUCUCUCCCUGGACAAGGCUCGGCAGUGUGAGAUCCACAUGCAUCCCCAGCCUCCGCGUCGAUGCUGCGGCUCCUGGCUCUCCAAGUUUCCCAGCAGGAGCAAAAGGAUCGAUGUUAUCUCCAGGAUCACCUUCCCACUCGUCUUCGCCCUCUUCAAUGUUGUCUACUGGAGCACGUACCUCUUCCGCGAGGAGGAGGAGGCUCCGCCGCACCCUUAGGCAAACCAAAGCGAAGAGGAUGCACCUGCCCUUCCCUCGGGUAAGAAAGAGGACAGUAGAACCUCCCGAGGCACCUGAGGGGGAAGGGUGUCUUCCAGGGAGGCACCCAUCAAACCCUACGGCAUGGGAGAGGAAAUAAGAAGCAUGUCCACAAGGAUUUGACUUCAAGAGAACACCAGUAAGAAAGAAAAAGUUUCGACCAAGAAAGGUAAAAGUGACGGUUUCUCAAGGUACAUGUAUCUGUCCUCUUUGCCUGUGAAUAGGGAAUUGUGCGGCCUUUAAUACCAAAGGGGAAGUCAGCCUGUCAAACGCUCACUUGCAAUACUGUACUUAUAACUCUCAACAUAGCUUUUAAUGUUUAUAAACAAGGUGGAGAAUAAAUGUACUUUAUACAGAGUUGAUCCUUUAUGGAGAUAUUUUAAAGUGCAUAAAGGAAUUCUGCUACAUGAACAUGUAGAGGAAGGGAUGUGACAUGCAUAUGUUACAUAAACACCACGACACACACUCAGCUUCAAAUGUUGUCAAACAAGAGAAAGUAAAACAGCUGUUAAGUGAGGCUGUUAUAUGUCAAUAAACCUCCUUUCAAAGCUAAAUCAUUGUCUUGUACUACUGUUAAAAUGAGACCUUUGUAAGACAAUACAAUCACAGCAGAAAUUCUCAGACCAAUGUGGAGGAAGCUUAGGAAGGGAAAAUAACUUAAAAAAUUAAUACAAAAAAUUACAUUUGCUCACGAAAAAAUAGCUCAUUUCUAGGUAAACCCAUAUUCACAGGUUAUAAAUAUAUAUUGAAGCUCAUUACAUGAGCCUUUGCAUUACAAUGUGUGGCAGCACAGUUAAACAUGCUACUUUUUUACUGUACAUCAUUGUCUGGACUCUAGAGAAACAUAGUUGUACAAUGAUCCAUUCAACAGUUUUCAACACAUGCUAAACCUAUCCUGCACCAGAACAUUGUCAUGUUUAUGGUGAUCCAAGCUUUGACCAGCUUAGACGAUGAUAACCAUGAAAUUGACCCUUGACCAUCAAUACAGUGAUGUACACCACUGUAUUACUACUUGCUUGGUUUACACAACACUCAGGUCUUGGUUCAUACAUGAAACACUACAUAAUAAAGUGUCCCAUUGCACACAUCACUGGCACAUCAAACACUUACAUUAUUCCAUAGAAAUAUUGCAGUAAACCAAUAAAAGUACAGUAUCUCACUUAAAACAAACAACUUUCACAAAAUUUUAAGCAAAAAAUAGUUCCUGAGGUUCCUCAGCUUCCUCGGCUUCCUCAGCUUCCUCAGCUGGGCUGCGUCAAGAGUCACCAAGCACUCAGUGUCCACUUACCACACCUGUACAUCUUUCCUCAAUCGUGGGAUGUUUGUUUAUAUUGUUUAAACAGUUUAUGAGCUCCAAAGCACUAUGAGGUUGUUUAUAACAGUAAUAACCUUGGGUUGGUUAGCUCCACGCUUGUAAAAUAUUUAAUAAAUAUAGAGGAUCGAAAAAAGGUGUACAGGCUCCAUAAGUGGACAAGUAAAUGCUUGGAAAAUCCAUGCCCUGACCUAUGACACAAAUUUCCAUUUUCUAAGAUGUUUUCGUUGAGGCUUAGAGUUUAAGGUCUAAAAGCGUCCACCUCCUGAGCACUCCUGCAAUGAUGGUUGAGUCUACAAAGGCUUAACAUAUUCUCGAGUGUGCUCCUUGCUUGUUUUGUAAUACUUAUGACUUGCAUUCCUGGUCAUACAAACUGUUACUCUUUUUAACAGGUGGUAUGGGAAUAUGGGACGAAUACAGAAUCAUGUAAUGCCUUAUUUAUAUGUGGAGAAUAUAAAUGUGUGUGUGUGUAUAAUAUAUAAUAUAUA